CUUUCGUAGUAUCUCGUCUGAUUCGUUCGCCACAAUUGCGGUCUUUAUUUCCCCAGCGUUUCGCUUUUCCCAUGUUCCCAGAGGCUGACUGUAGUAGUCAACCGCGGCAAUUAUUUUUUUUUAUCAAUGACCGGCUGAUGCCUCCGCAGCUCCCGCUAACAGUACGAGCUGUUUGUUGCCUGAGGUGUGUCAGUUGCACUGCAGGGCAGCCGACGCCGCUGACAGGGUGUCGCAUCUUCUCGGCUGCCAAGAGCUUGCGCCUUCCCCGGCUGCCGGGCUGAGCGCAGAAACCAGCCGGGCGCGCCGCCGAGCUGCUUUCGGGUCUUGCAACUCGGUCGGUUCGAGCUGCACGGCGCUUUCGGGUGCGAUGGGCACCACGUCAAAGAAGUGAGGAAACAUGCCUACGACCUUGGCUCGGAAAAGAGAAGUUGCCAGCUUGUCUUUGAUGGUUCGUUUGACACCUCAGGUCAGUAAAACUGAAGAUAAAAGCUGUCUUGUGGACGUACUGCAGGAAAUGACCCACUCUUGGCCGUCUCCACUCUCUGCCAUUCACACGUCUAGCAGAGCAGAGUCCCAGAGGCUUCCCUACAGCGCCAAGGAGCCCAAGCAGCGUUCGGUCCACCAUAAGCAAAUAAAGUGUGAUGUUCACACCAGGAGCCCAUCGCGCAACAUUCCUCAUAAAUCGAUGUUGGAGGAUGACCUGAAACUCAGCAGUGAUGAGGAAGAUAACAACAAGGGCUCUCCGAGGUCUGAUCCCUGGGGCGAUAAUGAAAGCCCCGCGCCGCCGCCGCCGCCGCCGCCGCCGGACCUCUCGCAUGGCAAGAGAUCCAGGCAUUCCAGCAGCAGCAGCUCCAGCUCUUCCAGCGCCUCAGAGAGCAGCUGGGAGUCGCGCAGCGAGAGCCCCGCCGCCAGCGACCCCGAUCCUGACCCCGACCCCGCCGGCCGCCGGCCCCCGCCCUGCUUCACCUCCGAGACAGAGCAGCCGUCCUCCACGCAGUGGCAGCUCAACGAGUGGUUGAAAAAGGUGAAAAAACCUUCCGGGAAGCCAGAAAGCGGGACAAACCAGGAGGAGGACCUCAGCCCCUCCGAUUCGGAGCAGUCGGCCUGCGGCGAGUCUCCGGCAGCGUGGGAAAGCCCCAGGGAGAAGGAGAGCCGGAGCCCAGCAGGACCUCAGCCCAGAGCUGGGACCGAGCACAGAGCCGUCACAGUCGACAGCGUCCGUCCUCCGCCCUCGCGCCACAGCGAAGGCAGCGCGCAGUGGAAACCGCAAGCUAGGAAGGAGGGGAAGACGGCCGUGGGGUCUCCUGCCAACGAGACGCUGAAGCGCUGGGUUCGCGCGGUUGAGCAGAAGGAGCUGGAAACGGACUCUCUGGAGGUGCAGCCCAAGCAGAGGCCUCACACCAACAGCGCAGGCCAAUGGAAAGAGUGGGUGGCAGCCCAUGAGAGGAGGAGGCCCAUCCGGACCGUUCCCGAAUCCAGGGCGGCGACAGACGCCGCUCGGUCGUCCACGUCCUGCUCCGAUUCGGACUCGGAGCCCAGCCCGCCGGCCGUUGCCAAAGUCCCGGCGGAUUCCACCUCCAGCCAGCGGCAGAGGAGGCUCCAGGACGGCGGGAGAAGGACCAGGCCGCGCCCGGAGCGUGUCCAGGCGGCCGGAGAGAUCCCGCGCGGCCAGGAGGAGGCGCUCUACACUCUCGUGCCUUUCGGACGCAAUGAGCUGCUCUCCCACCUCAAGCAAACUAGAGGGCUGAAGUCCCUGCUGGUGAAGAUUGACCUGGCUCUCCUGGCUCGGGUGCCUGGCUCUUGCCCCAGAGAGACAUCGGACGGCUCGGCCCACAGGAGUACCAUGAGGCACCUGUAUCCCUCAGAGAUGGAGUCAGCAGACCACAGGAGGAAACGCAAGAGCGAAAACAGCAGCGCGCACAGAGAGCACAAGAGGAGUCACAAAGACGCCGCACCGGCCCUGACUGUCUCCAGGGACACGCCGACGCCGGAAGUGUACGCUGACCUUGCCGCCAGCGCCUAUGCCAGUCCCUUUCCGGACGCCGACAGGAGGAUGCUGUCGCCGCUCUCUCCGCUCUCGGAUGGCUCCGGGACUCAGGAGAGCUCAGGGAAUCCGGGAGCGGCCGGGACAGGGAGUGGUAGCAGCAGGCCGGACUCACACCAGCAGCCAGAGAGGGACACGCCGUCACGGCCCUCGCAAGUGCAUAAGACGCACCAGGUUCAUGCAGAGCAGCUCCUCCUCCCCACUGGCCCCCAGCCCGUGUGUGAUCCUUGGGCCGAUCCCCUGAAUCUGACCGACUGCCAGAGACCGCACCUACCCGGCCACGAGAUAUCACACCACGCUGAAUAUUACAUGCAAGAAGCUAAGAGGAUGAAGCACAGAGCAGACGCCAUGGUGGACAGGUUCGGGAAGGCUGUGAACUACGUGGACGCCGCCCUGUCGUUCAUGAUGUGCGGGAAGGCCAUGGAAGAAGGCCCCCUGGAGGCCAAGUCCCCGUACACCAUGUAUUCCGAGACCGUGGACCUCAUCCGGUACGCCAUGAGGCUGAAGAGCCAUUCGGGACCGGAGGCCAGCCAGGAGGACAAGCAGCUGGCUGUGCUGUGUUUUCGUUGCCUUGCUCUGUUGUACUGGAGGAUGUUUCGCCUGAAGAAGGACCAUGCCAUGAGAUACUCCAAGGCUCUUCUCGACUACUUCAAGAACUCCCCCAAAGCUGUGCACACGCCUUCUCCGUGGAGUGGAAACAGGAGUGUGGGCGCCCCCUCCCCACUGUCCCCCUCGCCCUCCCCCUUCGGCUCCCAGGGCUCCCAGGGCAGCAGCGCCGCCAACUCCCUCAUCAGCAUCCCCCAGCGCAUCCACCAGAUGGCAGCAAACCACCUCAACAUCACCAACAGCGUCCUCUACAGCUACGAAUACUGGGAGGUGGCAGACAACCUGGCCAAGGAGAACAGAGAGUUCUUUAACUACCUGAACACGCUGAUCGGACCCCUGACUCUGCACAGCAGCAUGGCGCACAUUGUGCAGUACACCAGACAAGGACUGCAGUGGAUCCGGCUCCACGCUCGCCAGUCUUAGCCGGCGCCCCUGCGUCCCCACACGCCCCUCUCGAGACUCGAAACGGGACGGCAAUGAGACAUUCCUGACACUGGGGCGCUGACACCCUGUUCUUCGGCGGGGUAGAAAUACCCGCUGGGUCCCUCGAGUUCCUCUUCUCUCUGUUGCGAAGAUGCCUGUUCUUGACGAUGCAGAACAACGGAGGGGAAGGGGAGCUGGGAGUGGAUCCGUCUCGUUUUCCCACAAGUGGCCUUUAAAAACACGUCAAGGGCAAGACGAGAGAAACCGGCCAAGUGCAUCUUGCCAGCCGUUGGGAUGGUUCUGAAUAUUCAGGGAGGGCCCGCCUCUCGAGGUUUCUUUCCUCCGGUGCUGUACUGACUACCUAUCUGAACCCCUUCUGACUUUCACAGAUAUGCACAGAUUUCAUAAAACGCCUAAUGAAGCUGGCGCUGGUUAGUUUUGAAUAUCUAUACUUUGACACACACUUCCAGAGUUGAUGAAAUGUUACAGUUUUUGAAAAAAGAAACCCCACAUGUGCUUUUUUUGGUUUUGACUGCUCGUCUGGUAUGUAUGGGGUCUGUACGGAGAACAGGCAGAGGUUCCAGUACGGGACGCUGAACUGAUGCUUUGUUAGAAACAGGUUGGUUAGAAGGACAAAGAGUUGUCAUUGAGGUGGCCUCUCAACGCUGGAAAUGUGAUUACAUGUCCGUGAAGAAGGCGACAAGCAAAGAAAAUGUGUGUGUUUUAAUAUCCUCCUCUGCUUUGGGAUUUUAUUGAUAGCUAGUAAAUCUCUGCUUUUGUGAAAGUGCUCGUAGAGGCUGUGUUCGGGAUUCCUGAGAGAUCAAGCCCUCAUGUUGCCAAACAGCAACACCUGGGAGCUGACAGCGCUCUCAGAAAGAGCUGCGUCAGACAUCCAUCUAGAGACAGGCAAAAACCGGCCGCAUUUCUGGAGACAAUGCAGAGAACGCCUGCUCCCUCGGGCCGCCUGCUGUACAACGUCAUUUCUUGAGAACCGCAGGUCUCGAAUUCGGGAGUGCACAAGAAUGGGUCUCUCUUACAAGAAACAUCUUCAAUUCACUGAUUCAGGAUGAAAAUGCAUCUCCUUUAGAAAAUGUCCCCCGUUAAAGGGGAAUAACUACAUCCUUGAAGAUGUCUUACAGUAGGUGUGCAUUAAAGACCAUAACCCUAAUCUUACCCUACCUCUAUCCACAUAAACCUCAACCUCUUUAGUAUUGUACUGCCUAAUGUUUGAAAAUUUAGGAAACUAGAAAAUUAGGAAACACGUUCUGUUACCGGGGUAUUUAUCCAAUACCUCUCUCUUGAGAAUGAGACAAAGGGUUCUGGCACCUUCAGAAGAAAAUGAGACAGAACUCAGGCUGUGGACCAUGACCACUUCAGGGACACUGCAGACAGACGGGAAGGACUCAAGUGAUCUUCUGCAGGGACUGCCUCAGAAAAGAGGGGUAGGUCAGUUUGCCCGGUCUUGAUGGAGCACAUCGAUGUUGUGUGAAUUCAUGCGCCAGCCCUCUUGCUGUCUGAGUGUCUGUUCGCCACCAUCACUCUCUUGUCACACUUCAACAAGGCCACAGAAGCAGCCUGGAGCACUAUAUCCUUAUCAGGGUGGCUGGUAGGACAGACAAGGAGCAGCUUUUUAUUAAAAUCAGUGUGUUGAUUUAUGGCCAAAAUGUAGGCAUUCUAAUGUUGUAUAGAUUGAGGAAAGUGGAAUUUGUUGUUCUUUUUUAAGGUUGUAACGGUUGAAGAUUACAUUUCUGAAGGAAAAGAAAACGUUGGAAAACAGUGCAAUACUCACAAAAAUCUAAUCUUUCUCAAGGGAACUUUUUUUAAACAAAAAAAAGGGUUUGGAAAUCUAAUGUUUUUGGCAAUGUGAAAAACUGUAUUCAGUCAUGUUUUAAUUCUAUGCAAACGUUUGCCGAUAUUGUUUUAUAUGUUAUUUAUAUUUUCCAGCGACAGUACAGACUGCUGUAAUUAAACACAUUUCAAGUGCUCUAUUUGUAUUUCGUGUUGCCUUUGGAUUGGUUUGUAAUGACACCUAGUGGUA
This is a messenger RNA of Lepisosteus oculatus (spotted gar), 5111 nucleotides long. RefSeq names its product AF4/FMR2 family, member 3 (gene aff3). Gene Ontology annotation, cellular component: nucleus; super elongation complex. NCBI's taxonomy places the organism in Eukaryota, Metazoa, Chordata, Actinopteri, Semionotiformes, Lepisosteidae. The record is from RefSeq and is a predicted model, not a curated record. Gene Ontology annotation, biological process: regulation of gene expression.